Molecule: messenger RNA, 13889 nt
Organism: Sardina pilchardus (European sardine)
Lineage: Eukaryota; Metazoa; Chordata; Actinopteri; Clupeiformes; Clupeidae
Gene: chd9
Product: chromodomain helicase DNA binding protein 9
Exons: 41
Coding region: 538-10290 (3250 amino acids)
Molecular function (GO): ATP-dependent chromatin remodeler activity; ATP binding; protein binding
Source: RefSeq, a predicted model, not a curated record
UUUAAUGCCAGCAAGUGAGAUUUAACCAUUUUUUGUAAACAGUUUUUGCCGUCAAAGAAAAUGUGACUUAAUAUCCGUCGUAAUGAAUCGGACCGAAUGGAGUCUGAGCCGUCCAAUCAGAAAGCAAAUAACUGAUAUGCAAAUUGUAUUUUAUCAUCACGUCAGCAGCGGUGGAACCGCUGAGGUCGCCAGCAGUGGUACAACUACGUGAAACUUCGUUCUCAUAAAAUUCUCUGAAAUUGUCGAUUUGUGUCGGAGCGUUUGACUUCACUCUGGUUUGCUACUUGAUCAGCGCACGCUAGGUCAGUUCACAUCUUGAAUCUACCCCAAGAUGACCGAUAUUUCAGAUGCGAAUGGCAAGGCAUUGUAGACCUGGUGGUGGGAGUCGCAUCAGAUGGCUCAGGAUGCUGUGGAGGACUCUUCUGUGAUGGGCAUUCAGCGGUUCAGCAGCCUGUGAGAUCUUCUCUUAGCGCCACAUAGAAACUAGGAGUCCAGCCUUAGUGUCUGGACUGGUGGGACAAACGGUGGUCCCGCGCCAUGACCGAUCCCAUCAUGGACUUCUUCGACGAUCCCAACCUCUUCGGGGGCGGCUUGGAAGGGCUAACGGACGAUGGGUUUAAUGCAGGGCCCUCUCUGGUGGACGACCUCAACCUCGGCCCCGAGUUUGAGCCUCUACAGGUGGACCCGCUGGGAGCGGGGAAGCACAUGGGUAUGAUGCCGACGCCCGGCCCCGCCGCUUCCUCCCAGCAGGGCCUGGCCUACGCACCACAGAUGGGGCAUUUUGACUCCAUGAAGACCCAGGGCUCUAUGGCUCAGCCCUACUCCGGUGCUGAGGGCAACGGUGGUGGCUUCAUGGCUCAGCAGCAGCCCCAGUUUCAAGGUACGCCCAUGGGCCAGCCGCCUCAGGCCAACGGACUCUUCCCGAACAGCAGCCCCAUGUGGGGAAACCACGACCAAAAUAGAAACUCGUACCACCCACUGUCCCAGCAGCAGCAGCAGCAGCAGCAGCAGCAGCAGCAACAACAACAACAACAGCACCAACGUCAACACCAACAUCCAUGUCAGCAAACGCCGCAGCAACAGCAUGGACAUCAUCAGCUCAUGAACCAGCACCAGCCUCCUCACCAGCAGAUGAACCCCCAGGCCAUGCACCAGCGCGGCAAGCCCUUCCAGGAGCACCACAACUUCGCCUCCUACUACCAGGGCACCAUGGCACAGAACCAGCAGCAGCAGCAGCCGCCACCACCGCAGCAGCAGCAGCAGCAGCAGAGCCGCCACGGCGCCCUCAACGCCGGCGGCAGCCCCUUCCACUGCGGCGUGGUCCCCAGCGCCUCGCCCCAGUCCAAGCCGUACAUGGACGCCUCCAACCCCAUGGGCUCGGCCCCGCCGGCACAGCAGCAGCCGCCGCAGCGUCAGCAGGGCGCCUACCCGGUGCCCCAGCAGGUGCAGUCCUACCCGGGCCUGGGGUCGGAGGAUCCCGGCCUGGCCUACUCCAUGCAGUCGUCGCCCAUGCCUCACGGCCUGUCUUCCUGCUCGGUCAGCACGUCGGCGGUGGCCGGCUAUCCCCCCUCGCAGUACUCCUUCCCCCGACAGCCGGUGGGGAUGAGCGUGACAAGCCAGCCUCUGUCCUCGGCAGCGGUUUCCAUGACGACGACCUCCUCUGCUCGCGGAGCGUCGGCGCAUCCUGUGCCCGACCUCCUGAGCGGUGGCAGCUGUCCGUUCUCGUCGGCGCCUGGGUUGAGUCAGCCACAGCCUCACCCACAGCAGCAGCAACAACAACAACAACAACAACAACAACAACAACAACAACAACAGCAUCCCCAUCAUCAUCAACAGCAACAGCAGCAACAACAAAGGCUUCAGGCGGCAGCUAGCCAGUCCGGGGAGCAGUGUCCCUUCUCCCGUUCCAUGCAGCACGCCAAACCUGCAUACAGCACAUCCGACAUGUUCCCCGACACUGCCAACUCCUUCUCUGCCACCGCGGAGAGCCAGUUCCCCCCUUCACAGCAACGGAGCUGCCAGAUGAGCAUGCCUCCACCCACUGCCACCAGCUCCGGCUCCGGCUCCAGCACCGGUGGCAGUGGCGGCAGCACCAACGGGGGGUACCAGGCCAUGGAGAAGCACCUGCUGCCUGAGCCUCAGGGUGGGGGCUUUGAGGGGCUCGAGGCCCCCGACCUCCUGGAUGAGGACGACUUCCUGCCUCAGUUGGAGGUCGCCCUGAGCCAGCACGAGGACUCCAAUUGCUCCUGGGCUAACGGAAGCCAGGGUGAGGGAGACGCCGAAGAGGAGGAGGAAGAAGAGGAGUCGCUCUCCGUUCACUAUGAGAUUCAGCCCCCCAAGAACACUAAUGGUCCCAGCAGUCAGGUGCGGGUCCUCAGCCCCCAGAUGAAGAGCGGCUCGUCCUCCUCGUCCUCGUCUUCGUCCUCGUACUCCUCGGCCUCGGAGCGGCGGGCCCAGAAGCGGCAGCAGCAGCAGCUGCUGGCCCAGCAGCAGGCCGCCAUGGACUCGGACGACAAGCAGGAGAAGGCCAACCGGAUCAUCUCCGAGGCCAUCGCCAAGGCGCGCGAGCGCGGCGAGAAGAACAUCCCGCGCGUCAUGAGCCCCGACAGCUUUGCCGGCUCGUCCGAGCACCGGCCGCACCGCGGCGCCUCGGCCAAGGGCCGGACCAGGGAGAGGGCCUCCAAGAAGGCCCGCAUCGUCUCGUCGGGAAAACCCAACAAGCAGAAAGCAAAGAUCGGGAAGAUCGUCAUCAAGUUCGGCAAAAAGAAGAAGCGGAAGCCAGAAUCCUCGGAAGAGCUGUCCGAGGAUGAGCCGCCCCCACCACGACGCUCCAAAGAGGAUGACUCGAAGCGGAGAUCUAACCGCCAGGUAAAGCGGAAGAAGUAUGUGGAGGAUGGCGAGGCGCGCGUGUCUGACGAGGAGACUAAGGUUGUGGUCAAAGCCAAGAAGGCCAACACUGCAGCACGCAAAGAUCCUGCCGCGCAGCUGUUUGUGGAGAACCCAAGUGAAGAGGAGGGCGCUGUCGUCGACAAAAUUAUGACCUCGCGCAUUGCCAAGAACGAGGUCUCUCCUGGUGUGCUGGUUGAAGUGGAGGAGUUCUUUGUAAAGUACAAAAACUACUCUUAUCUCCAUUGUGAGUGGGCCACCGAGCAGCAGCUGGAGAAGGAUAAGAGGAUCCAGCAGAAAAUCAAGCGCUUCAAAAUAAAGCAGGCGCAGCGAGCACACUUCUUCGCAGACAUGGAGGAGGAUCCGUUCAACCCGGACUACGUGGAGGUGGACCGGGUGCUGGAGGUGUCCUAUUGUGAGGACAAGGACACUGGAGAGCCGGUGGUGUACUACCUGGUGAAGUGGUGCUCCCUCCCGUACGAGGACAGCACAUGGGAGCUGAAGGAAGACGUGGACCAGACUAAGAUAGAGGAGUUUGAGCAGCUGCAGGCAGUGAAGCCAGACUCACGCAGGACGGAGCGGCCCCCGGCCAGCCUGUGGAAGAAGCGCGAGCACUCGAGGGAGUACUGCAACGACAACAGCCUCAGGGACUACCAGCUGGAGGGGGUCAACUGGCUGCUCUUCAACUGGUACAACAGGCGGAACUGCAUCCUGGCCGACGAAAUGGGCCUGGGCAAGACCAUCCAGUCCAUCACAUUCCUGGAGGAGAUCCAGCGCGUGGGCAUCCGCGGGCCCUUCCUCAUCAUCGCGCCGCUCUCCACCAUCGCCAACUGGGAGCGUGAGUUCCGCACGUGGACCCACCUCAACGUCAUCGUCUACCACGGCAGCAUGGUCAGCCGGCAGAUGCUGCAGCAGUACGAGAUGUACUUCAGGGACUCUCAGAUGGGUGAGGAGAAAGUCAGAAGGAAGAAAGAUGGACGAUGGAAGAUGGAAGGAAGAAAAGAUGGCCGAGCGAUCAGAGGGGCGUACAAGUUCCAGGCGGUCAUCACCACCUUCGAGAUGAUCCUAGGCGGCUGCCCGGAGCUCAACGCCAUCGAGUGGCGCUGCGUCAUCAUUGACGAGGCCCACCGCCUCAAGAACAAGAACUGCAAGCUGCUGGAGGGCUUCAAGCUCAUGAAUCUGGAGCACAAGGUGCUGCUGACGGGCACUCCGCUACAGAACACCGUGGAGGAGCUCUUCAGCCUGCUGCACUUCCUGGAGCCCCUGCGCUUCCCCUCGGAGACCACUUUCAUGCAGGAGUUUGGAGACCUCAAGACCGAGGAGCAGGUCCAGAAGCUGCAGGGCAUCCUGAAGCCCAUGAUGCUCAGGCGACUGAAGGAGGACGUGGAGAAGAAGCUGGCUCCCAAAGAGGAGACCAUCAUCGAGGUGGAGCUGACCAACAUCCAGAAGAAGUACUACCGCGCCAUCCUGGAGAAGAACUUCUCCUUCCUGGCCAAGGGUGCCGGCCAAGCCAAUCUUCCCAACCUGGUCAACACAAUGAUGGAGCUGAGGAAGUGCUGUAACCACCCCUACCUCAUUAAAGGGGCCGAGGAGAAGAUCCUUGAGGACUUCCGCGAGGUCUACAACCCCGGCGCCAUGGACUUCCACCUGCAGGCCAUGGUCCAGUCGGCGGGCAAGCUGGUCCUCAUCGACAAGCUGCUACCCAAGAUGAAGGCCGGUGGCCACAAGGUCCUCAUCUUCUCCCAGAUGGUGCGCUGCCUGGACAUCCUGGAGGACUACCUCAUCCAGAGAAGAUACCUCUAUGAGCGGAUAGACGGGAGAGUGCGGGGGAACUUGCGGCAGGCGGCCAUCGACCGCUUCAGCAAGCCGGACUCGGACCGAUUUGUGUUCCUGCUGUGCACGAGGGCUGGAGGUCUGGGCAUCAACCUGACCGCUGCCGACACCUGCAUCAUCUUCGACUCGGACUGGAACCCACAGAAUGACCUACAGGCCCAGGCUCGCUGCCACAGGAUUGGCCAGAACAAGGCGGUGAAGGUGUACCGGCUCAUCACGCGCAACUCAUACGAGAGGGAGAUGUUCGACCGUGCCAGUCUCAAGCUGGGAUUGGACAAGGCCGUGUUGCAGAGCAUGAGUGGGCGGGAGAACAGCCUGGGCGGCGGGCAGCAGACCCAGCAGCCGCUCUCCAAGAAGGAGAUCGAGGACCUGCUGCGCCGCGGCGCCUACGGGGCCAUCAUGGACGAGGAGGACGAGGGGGCCAAGUUCUGCGAGGAGGACAUCGACCAGAUCCUCCAGCGCAGGACCAAGACCAUCACCAUCGAGUCGGAGGGGCGAGGGUCCACGUUUGCCAAGGCGAGUUUCGUGGCAUCAGGGAACCGCACGGACAUCUCUCUGGAUGACCCCAACUUCUGGGACAAAUGGGCCAAGAAGGCGGAGAUCGACAUGGAGACCGUCAAUGGCAGAAACAGCCUAGUGAUUGACACGCCUCGCGUGCGGAAGCAGACGCGGCCGUUCAGCUCCACCAAGGACGAGCUGGCCGAGCUGUCGGAGGGCGAGAGCGACGGCGAGGACAAGCCCAAGCUGCGCCGGCCUCACGACCGCCUCAACAGCUACGGACGCACCGAGUGCUUCCGCGUGGAGAAGAACCUGCUGGUGUACGGGUGGGGCCGGUGGAAGGACAUCCUGCUGCACGGGCGCUUCAAGCGGCCGCUGAGCGAGCGCGACGUGGAGAUGAUCUGCCGCGCCCUCCUGGCCUACUGCCUGGUGCAUUACCGCGGCGACGACAAGAUCAAGGGCUUCAUGUGGGACCUGAUCGCGCCCACAGAGGACGGGCGCACCAAAGAGCUCACAAACCACCUGGGCCUCUCCACACCAGUGCCGCGGGGCAGGAAAGGGAAGAAGAUGAAGAUCCAGUCCACAGGCUUUGACAUCCAGAAGGCGGAAUGGAUCCGCAAGCACAACCCCGAGCACAUGCUGCAGGACGACGGCUACAAGAAGCACCUCAAGCACCACUGCAACAAGGUGCUGCUACGGGUCAGAAUGCUCUACUACCUGAAACAGGAGGUGAUCGGCUCACAGUCACAGCAAGUUCUGGACGGCGUGGAGGCCAGUGCAAUCCAGAUCCGUGUGCCUGAUCCGGACAACGCAGAGCUCCCGGCUCUCUGGUGGGACCAAGACGCCGAUAAGUGUCUGCUGCUUGGAGUCUUCAAGCACGGUUAUGAGAAGUACAACACCAUCCGGGCAGACCCAGCGCUCUGCUUCCUAGAGCGGGUGGGCCGGCCGGACGAGAAGGCUAUCGCCGCCGAGCAGAGAGGCAACGACUUCAUGGACGGGGACGUGGAUGACCCCGAGUACAAGCCUGCCCCGGCCUUGAUGAAGGACGAUAUGGAGGAUGAUGCCUCCUCCCCUGGAGACCUGGUCAUCACAGAUACAGGUGGAGAAGGCAGCUCGGCCCCGGAGGGCGGCAGCACGGGCGCCUACUGGCCCUCGUCCUCGGCGCUGACGGCGCGCCUGCGGCGCCUCAUCACGGCCUCGCAGCGCUUCACCAAGAGCCGCCAGAUCCUGCACAUCCACCAGAGCCAGCAGUCCCUGAUGCCCACGCCGCUGUGCCCGCUGCCCGCCACGCUCAACGACACCCUCUCCUUCAACCCCAAGAUGGCCGCCAAGAUCGAGAGGCAGCAGAGGUGGACCAGGCGAGAAGAGGCCGACUUCUACCGCGUGGUGUCCACGUUCGGCGUGGUGUUUGACCCGGAUCUGGGCCGCUUCGACUGGACCAAGUUCCGGGCCAUGGCGCGGCUGCACAAGAAGACGGACGAGAGCCUGCAGAAGUACCUGUGCGCCUUCACCACCAUGUGCCGCAGAGUGUGCCGGCUGCCGCCCAAAGAAGGAGACGCAGUGGACCCGUCUCUGUCCAUCCAGCCCAUCACGGAGGAGAGGGCGUCCCGCACGCUGUACCGCGUGGAGCUGCUGCGGCAGGUGCGCGAGCAGGUGCUGCGCCACUCGCUGCUGUACGAGCGGCUGGCGCUGUGCCAGCCGGGCCCGGACCUGCCCGUGUGGUGGGAGACGGGCCUGCACGACCGCGACCUGCUGCUGGGCGCCGCCAAGCACGGCGUGAGCCGCACCGACUACCACAUCCUGCGCGACCCCGAGCUCUCCUUCAUGGCCGCGCAGCGCAACUACAGCCAGAACAAGGGGCUGCCGCCGCCGCCACAGCAGCAGCACGGGCACUCAGCGAUGCCGCACGGGCACUCGCACUCGCACGCCCUCGCCCAGGCACACGCCCGCACCCCGACACAGCCGCCGCUGCCGCCCGCGCACUACCAGGCCCCGGGGACGCCCGUCGCUUCUGCUGCCGCUUCUGCCGCCGCCUCGGCACCGUCGCCCCUGCCAGCCUCGGUCUCGCAGCGGCCCGAAGAGGGCGUCGCCGCGCCCGCGCUCGUGGUGAAGGAGGAGGAGCAGGAGAUGGGCUCGGACGGCGGGGAGGAGGAGGCGGCGGCGGGGAGGUCCGCGGCGUCGGUUUCCGCCGAGAAGUGGGCCUCCGCGGUUCCCCUGGCGGGCCCCCCGACACCUGGCGCCGGCCAGGAGGCGACGGAGGACGGGGACGUGAAGCCCGUCGUGGUCAAGGGCGAGGAGAGCGAGAAGCGCAUGGUGGCCGCCCGCACCAAGCCGCUGACGCCCAACGCGGCCGCGCGCAAGCAGAAGAAGUCCAAGAAGAAGGAGCGCAGCAGCGCCGCCAGUGCCGGCGGCAUCACCACCACGACCCGCCGGGCCUCGGGCUCCGACUCCGACUCUUCCUCCAGCUCGUCGUCGUCGCGCUCCUCCUCUUCCUCCUCCUCGUCCUCCUCGUCCUCACACUCAGGCUCCAGCUCCUCUUCCUCCUCGUCCUCUUGCUCCUCAGGAUCGUCCUCCUCAUCCUCCUCAUCCUCAUCUUCCUCGGAGGACAGCGGCAGCGAGGCAGAGGACGGACAGAAGAACGCGUCAGCAGUGGCCACUGUGAAGGGCUUUGACGAGGACAGCGUGGCCUCCCACAGCACCACUCAGGACGAGACGCAGGAGAACAGCGUGACGGAGAACGGCAUCACACACCCCCCCAACCCCUUCCAGGGAGGAGGAUACAUGCUAGCUGCCUCCUACUGGCCUAAGGACCGCGUGAUGAUCAACCGCCUGGACAGUAUCUGCCAGGCCGUGCUGAAGGGCAAGUGGCCGGGCACGCGGCGCUCCUACGAGCCCGGCUCCGCCGUGGCCUCCUUCUACACCACCAAGCUGCUGGACAACCACCAGGUGGCGGCCUCCGCCUCGGCCAGCGGCGGUGGUAGCGGCGGUGGUAGCAGUGGCCUCUCGGCCGCCGGCCUCCCCGCCGAGGACCCCGCGGCCUCCCCGCAAGGGUCAAAGGUGACCAAGCAUGUUGCAGACAAGGAGUUCUCAGUCAAAAUGAAUAACCAGGAGGGUGGUCUGAAGCUGACCUUCCAGAAGGCUGGCCUGCACCUGAAGAGGCCCCUGGAGGGGGAGGAGGGGCCCUUGGCCCAGCAGCAGUACCUGGCCCGGCUCCAGGAGCUCCAGAGUGCCUCGGACACCAGCCUCACCGACUUCACCAAGCCCCCCAGCGCCCCCUAUCCACAAGCGCUGGCAGGUCAGAUGAGACUGAACGGCGUGCUGGACGGCCAGCCGGUGGUGAAGCGGCGGCGCGGGCGGAGGAAGAACGUGGAGGGCAUGGACCUGCUGUUCCUGAACAGGAGCCGAGCGCCAGCCAUGCCCGAGCAGCGGGUCCCUCCAGGCUGGGUUGGCAGUGCCCAGGCCAGCGUGCCCGUGGCCCCCGCUGGGCAGCAGCAGCAGCAGCAGGGCUUCAGCCCGCAGGCUCAGGGGCCGCAGGACACCGAGUGCCGGGUGCCCGUCAUCAACCUGAAGGACGGCACCCGGCUGGCGGGAGACGACGCGCCCAAGAGGAAAGACCUGGACCAGUGGCUCAAAGAGCACCCAGGCUUCGUGGCGGACGUGGGAGCCUUCAUCCCCCAGGGGGUGAACAAGAUGCAGUUCCAGGACGGCAGGCCCAAGCAGAAGAGGCAUCGGUGCCGAAACCCCAACAAGAUCGACGUCAACAGCCUCACAGGCGAGGAGAGAGUGCAGAUCAUCAACCGGAGAAAUGCACGCAAGAUUGGUGGUGCCUUUGCCCCUCCUCUGAAGGAUCUGUGCCGGUUCCUUCAGGAGCACCCGGAGUAUGGGGUUCCACCCGAGUGGGCCGACGUGGUCAAGCAGUCGGGCUACCUGCCUGAGAGCAUGUUUGACCGGAUCCUGACCGGGCCCAUCGUUCCGGAGGAGGUGAGCCGGCGCGGCCGGCGGCCCAAGAACGCCCUGGCCAAGGCAGCCUCUGCCGGUGCCAACGCCUCCGCGGCAGCUGCCGCCUCCGCCGCCGCGCUGGGCCUGAACCCGCUGCUGGCCAACGGGCUGCUGUCGGGCCUGGACCUGCCCAGCCUGCAGCUGUUCCAGCAGAACCUCCAGCAGAACCUGCAGAGCCUCCAGUCGCUGCAGCUGACCGCCGGCCUCAUGGGCCUGCCCGCCGCCGACGCCACCAACCUGGCCGCCAUGUUUCCCAUGAUGCUCUCGGGCAUGGCGGGGCUGCCCAACCUGCUGGGCAUGGGCGGCCUGCUGGGCAAGGCGCAGGACGGAAUGGGCGCGGCGGCCGCUGCCAUGGCGGCGGCGGCGGCGGCAGCGCCGGAGGAGACCCCGCGGAAGAGCAAGGGCAGCAAGAGCAGCAAGAACUCGACGGCGGCCGAUGCAGCAGCGGCGGUGUCCUCGCAGGCGCCGCCCUCCUCCGACACCAAAGCUGAAAGGACAGAGGUCGCCGUCUCGGAGAGUUCCGCGACGCACACCGCCUCCUCCUCCUCCUCCUCGUCCGCCGCCAUCGCCACCUCCUCGGCCCCCUCCACCUCCAGCUCCAGCCCACUAAGUGCUUCUGCCGCAGCAGCAGCAGCGGCGGCAGCGGCCGCCUCCGGUCACCCCCUGGCCCUCAACCCGCUCCUCCUGUCCAGUAUGCUCUACCCAGGGAUGCUCCUCACUCCAGGCCUUAACCUCCCCUCUGCAGCGCAGCAGACCCCGAGCACAGCAAACACUGACCACGCCGCCGCCUCCUCCUCCUCCUCCGCGCUCGCCUCCGCCGUCUCCUCCACCCACACGCCCGCCUCCGCCUCCACCGCACAACCCACGCCGCCUCUCACCGCCCGGUCGGAAGACGGGGCCGAGGAGGAGGAGGAAGAGGAGGAGCAGGAUGACGAGGAGGAGGAGGAGGAGCCAGCGGAGCAGAAGGAGCACAGUGGUCCCGAGGGCUCGGGGAAGGUCGAGUCCUCUUCCUCUGGAGAGUCGGACAGCUCCUCCUCAUCAUCUGACGAUUCUGACUCGAGCGAUGAAGACUGAGCCUUUAUAAAUAUAUAUACAUACACAUAUAUAUUUAUAUAUUCCUUAGAAAUGUAUACAUAUAUACACAUAUAUAUGAUUUACCCUGCACUUAUGUUGUGAUUUUUUUUCCCCCCUUUUGUAAAUAUUAAAUCGAGAGAAAAAGUGUUGUGUAAUUAAGACAAAGCCUUAGAGAACCAAGAUUCAAGAAACUGAAAUUAAAUUUCAGUGUUUGUUUAGGUACAAUCUUGUUUUGAAAAGACAUUUUGCAUGUCGAACUUUAGUAGAUUUAUGGACUUUGUGAACUUGUAUUACACGAUGAUGUACAAUUGCAACGAGCAAGAAAAAAAAAGAAAUCAACUAAAAGGCAGAGGCAUUAUUGUAUUAAUUAUGUUGGGAUUUAAUUUUAUUAAAAAAAGAGGAAAUACAUUACCGCUCCUGUUGAGCUGUACUAUUAAUAUAUUUUGAGUGUGUGGGGGAAGGGUGGACUUGAACUAUUUUUUGGUUUCAUUUGUAAAUACUUUUACAGGAUCCUUGACACUUCUACUUUGCAGAACAUACUUUGGAAAAAGUCAGCAAUAACUCGGGCAGCUAAUGAAUGUCACUGAAGCUGUAGACUCUUCACCUCCCUCAGCCUAUUUCCUCUCUCUCACCCACCACACAUCUUCCACUGAGGAGGAGUCACUCUCUCUCUCUCUCUCUCUCUCUCUCUCUCUCUCACCCACCACACAUCUUCCACUGAGGAGGAGUCACUCUCUCUCUCUAUCUCUCUCUCUCUUACUAUCUCUCUCUCUCUCUUACUCACUUCCUGUCUCCGACUCCCACUCUUCUUCUCUUAUCCUGUUAAAAGAAAAAAAAAAAGGAAACAGCUUCUUCUCUUUGCAUCGACUAAAGUAUCAAGUAGCCUUGGGAGCUGGCCUUGCUCUACACAUUGAUCACAGUUUCUUGCAUUCACUCACUCACUCACUUACACGUACAGUACAUACUCUUGAUCCAGAUCUUGGAAAAAAAACAAAACAAAAAAAACAUUGUGUUUUCUCUCCCCACAUCUCCUAUCAGGUCUUUUUGAAAGCAGCAGGCCUAUUUAGUUGCACAACUCAUCACUGUCUCUUGCCCUCUGUGUUAAGUUGUACUGUAUGAUUGGUUUGUGGUACCUGGGUACCAAAGGCAGACUAAGGGGUUCAAACCCGGGAGAAGUGGUCUUUUUUCGAUGACGGGGGCACUCUGUUAUAUGUCCCUUAUUCUGACCAUUGCUCUUCUCUCUGCUUUUGGUCCGCUUGUGUGGUCUUUGCGUGGGGCGUUUGUGAGUGUGAAUGCGCCGGAUGAAUAGAACCUCUCGUGCUGUGUUCUGUCACUUUGUAAAAGCGCGCUGGAGAGCUUCCACCCUGUCCUGUCUGAUGUGCUUGUUGUGAGCACAGAGUAUCUGUCUUCUCUAGGCCUGUGUCUCAGCAUGGCAGAAGUGCAUCAUAUCUCAAGUGAUUAGCUGUAUAGUACUUCUUCAGUGCUGCCAUCUGGAAAAUUAUAACGAUUGGGAAUGUGUUGGCGAUUUGUAGGUCUGAGUAAGAAUAGGAAUGAGCAGAAGAAGGUGUUUUUGAUCUUGGAACAGCAGAACAGCAGUUUUAACCUGGUGAUCUCACAGGUUGCCAUUGUAGUAUGUUGUUGUCGUGGCACGCUCCCCUCAGUUUAGAAGUAUUCCUUCAGUGUUCCACCAGUACAGUGAAGGGCGUGCGGUUGACAUCAACUCUUUAUAUCUGCCUUUGUUAGCUUGCUGUUAACUGUAACGUGGAUUUCACCACUCCUUAAAAGUUUGAAGCAUUGCUUAAUAUCUCACCUACAGCUUUUUUGGUGUUGACUAUAGAUACAAGCCUGUUCUCGCCAGUUUAAAGUCAGUUUGGAUGCUGCCACUUACCUCUGUUGGAGGAACAGUGACGGACUAAUUGUAUUAUAGCUUUCGAUCCGACUUCCAUUUGGUGAACGAUCCGAUUGGCUAGUAUGGGGUGGGUGCUAGUUACUGGCCAAGGUGGGUAUUGAUACGUCUUCAUGUUCUCUGUCCUUUCACGUUACGUCUUCGCUGCCCCAUCCACUUCUGAGCACCACAGCAGAUGGAUGUAGAAGUGUCCUUACUCCAUACCUCUCGAGUCGAAGGGGAGUUCACGUCAUUACUGAAUACUGAAAAACAGAAAGAACCGAGGGGUGCUCUCCUCUAUCUCUCUCUCUCUUGCGCUCUCUCUCUCUCCCUCUCUCUUCUGGCCUCCUUUUGUAUUGUCAUCUGUCACUUCAACCUUUAUGAGGACAUACACACUGGAAUCGCUACUCAGCCUUUCUGAGGACGUUUUGGAGUAUAAGUAUCACUGUUCAGAAACCGCACACACUUAAUUGAGCUUUGGACUGUUAGGCACACAAGUGAGAAAUGGUACAGUGCUCGCUUAGAUUUACGGCAAAAUUCCCAAAAUGGUGGCCCCCCUACAAAGAGAGUCCCAAAAUGUUUUUAUUUUGUGGUGAAUUGCUGCUGUCGAGGCACCCUGACCCCCCACAUUAUUUUGAUGACUUGCUGUAAACUAGUCUGGGUUUUGGCACGGUACCUUGCAAGUCUCUCGGUCAUUGACAGAAGUCAACCACUAAAGAACCACAGUAUCUAUGGCUGAUGAGCCAGGGGUAGCCGACUCCUGAAGCCCCACCCAGUGUAUGCAGAUGUGGACACGUAGAGCUGUCCUGUACCCCUGUGCAUAGACAGGUACAAAAGAUCGGCUCUGUUUCUUCCACUAGACAGGCCCUCAACGCACAGGCUUUUUUUCUCUCUUUUUUCAUUCGGGAAUCUAAAAAGCAGCCACCAUGUCCAGUUUUGUUUUGUUUUGUUUUUCAUUUGUUUGAUUUGUCAUUUGUAGCUAGUGCCCAGUCAUUGCUGCUUCCUCCUGUACACGUGCUACCUUGAAAUUGACUUUGUUCAUUUGGUUUUUGUCAGGUUCUCACCUCUGAGCCCCGUGUUGGGAAAACAGUGAGUGCUCAGAUCUCUGAGAACAGACUCCUCAUCACGGUAGACAAUGGACAAAGUGAUGAGUAUGACUUAAGGUUGAAAAUACACUUUUAUGUUGUUUUUUUUGUUUUGUAUUAUUAUUAUUAUUAUUAUUAUUAUUAUUUUAUUAAUGAUAUUUCAGGUAGUAUGUAAUGUUAAUGUCUCUCAAUGACUCACACAUUGCAAGUGCUGAACUGAUAUGAUGCAGAUGAAACUGCGACAGGGAACUGACGACCAACAUGCAAACAAAGCGAGAAAACUACUCUACUACACUACUACACUACAUUGAGUUUAAUUCACUUCGUCAUUUAUACUGAGUAGACAGCGAAAUGGCGAAUAGACUAUUGCCUUUUUAUUUUUAUUUCAUGUUUUGCUUUAUGCUUACAGAUAUCCUUUUAAAGUCAUUUUUCAAGUCUUCUUUUUUCCUGUUUAUGUUCUUGGACAGUUGCAAUAUUUGCAAAUUGUGGUCUAUGUAGUCAAAUAAUGCUUUAUGUAGUGGAAGAAAAACGUCUUAAGAAGUCAUUUGUAAUUUAUUGAAUUACUUUCUAUGAAGUUCUAUAGAGGAAAUUGAGGUUUAAUUAUUUUUAUUAAACAUACUCUGACUAUC